AUCUUCUCCGUUCUCUUCACUUUUGAUUUAAAGGACUUUUUUUCUGGGUUUCUUUGAUGUAAUUUGCGCCUGUUAAUCUGUGUGCUGUUUAUUGCAUUUGAUUCUAUUUUGAGGUCUGGGUUAUCCUGCUUUUGAAGAUUUGUUGCCUUGAAGAAACUAUUUUUGGGUAUAUGGGUAUUAUUCUAUUAGUUUCAUGCCUAUUGGAUUCUUGGGAUUCUUCAGUUCCAUAGAUUUGUGUCUUAUGGAUGAGAGGAUAUUGGAACAUGUUAUUUCUGCGAUCGAUUCGCAGGUUUUGUUCACGUACAGCUUUCUCAAAUCAAUCUCCAAAGGCUAUUCCUUUACAAGAAACUGUUCUUUCGAAGCUUAAAACCGAGAGAGACCCCGAUAAGUUAUUCGAUUUAUUCAAGGCGAAUGCCCACAAUAGACUUGUUAUUGAAAACAGGGUUGCUUUCGAAGAUACGGUUUCUAGAUUAGCCGGGGCUGGCCGCUUCGAUCACAUCGAGCAUUUACUCGAGCACCAGAAAACCCUUCCGCAGGGUAGGCGAGAAGGCUUCGUGAUGAGGAUUAUAAUGUUGUAUGGUAAAGCUGGAAUGGUAAAGCCUGCUAUCAAUACUUUCCAUGAUAUGCAUUUGUAUGGAUGUAAGAGAACUGUUAAAUCUUUCAAUGCCGCUCUUAAGGUUUUGAUUCAAACUCGUGAUUUGGGAGCUAUAGAGGCGUUUCUCGGUGAUAUUCCGUCGAAAUUCCUUGUCGAACUGGAUACAUAUACGGCUAAUAUAGUUAUCAAGGCGUUUUGUGAAAUGGAUUUUCUUGAUAGGGCAUAUUUGUUCAUGGUUGAAAUGGAAAAGUUGGGGAUAAAACCAGAUGUUAUUACGUACACGACACUUAUAUCAGCAUCCUAUCAAAAGAACCGGUGUAAGAUCGGCAACGCGUUGUGGAAUCUUAUGGUGUAUAAGGGGUGCAGACCUAAUCUUACAACUUUUAAUGUUAGGGUCCAGUACUUGAUUAAUAGGAGACUAGCAUGGCAAGCUAAUGAUGCGAUGCGUUUGAUGCAGAAAAUCGGGAUAGAGCCUGAUGAGGUUACUUACAAUUUGGUAAUCAAAGGCUUUUGCCAGGCCGGUUAUCUUGAAAUGGCUAAAAGGGUAUAUUCGUCUCUAGAAUGUCGUAGUAAGCAUAGGCCGAAUGUUAAGAUUUACCAGACGAUGAUCCAUUAUUUGUGCAAAGGAGGGGAGUACAAUUUGGCCUAUACAAGGUGUAUAGAUUGCAUGAGAAAGAGUUGGUUCCCGAACGUGGAUACGAUUCAUUCACUUCUUCAAGGCCUUAUGAGAAACGGGCAACUGUGCAAGGCUAAGAUGAUAAUGAAAUUGGUUAGGAGUCGGAAACCGCCGUUUUCCUCGACUCAAUUAGAUUCGUUGCUGUCAAUUUUUCAAAGAAGUGAUCGAUUGAAACCCAACCAGUUUGAUUAAUGUUAAACACAGCCUAAAAGAAGCUGAUCAUUCUUUCACUUGAUGCAGUUGUAGUUUUACAAAACUAAUUGGAGGUUACGGUUCAGAAUAACAUCAAAGCAACAGCAGAUCCCAUUUUUUAUUGAAUUAAUUUGGUGUUCCACCUCAGCUAGUCUGAUAUUAACGAGAAUUCGAAUGGAGAGCACAAUUCAAAUUCUUGUAAGUCAUCAUGAAACUAUGAUCUAUCCUGAUUUUUGUCGUUCAUUCGACAUGAAGCACCUUUGUUUUGCGACUUAUUUUCCAUGUUUUGCUAUUGCAAUUCCAUUUUUCUCUCAGUGAAGCAUGCAUUCCAAUAGGCAUGAAUUCUUUAAUCUUCAUGCAUGCUUCAGAUUUAUGCCGGUAUUAGGUUUCCAAGCCGUAAUGAAGAAUAGAAUGGCCGUGUUUUUCGUCGUUUUGGGUUAAUCAGCACUUAUACUUGCUUAACAUAUCAGUAUCACUCCACUAAAGAACAAUUCAAGAUUUAGUAACUAACAUUCAACUAUGUUUCUCUUUGAAGUUUAUUGUGAUACCAGUAGACACCUCGAAGUUCAUUUUCAUACAAUCGGGAGGUGCACUGGAUGAUCAUUUGAAAUGAUUAGAAGAAUUCAAGGUCGGUUUCUUCCAUUGACCCUCCUCUGGAACUGGUUUAGGUCUGAAAUAAUGUCAUAUUUGUGUAGAGAUUUAGUGUUCUCAUUGGUUCAAGCUAUCUUUCCUUUUGCUUGUGAAGUGACAUUGCUAUGGUUCUUUUACCAAUGGGGAACAUAGUCGU
Hibiscus syriacus is the source of this 2250-nucleotide messenger RNA. RefSeq names its product pentatricopeptide repeat-containing protein At1g80150, mitochondrial-like. Lineage: Eukaryota; Viridiplantae; Streptophyta; Magnoliopsida; Malvales; Malvaceae. The transcript has a single exon. The coding region runs from base 246 to 1463 and encodes 405 amino acids. Gene Ontology annotation, molecular function: protein binding. The record is from RefSeq and is a predicted model, not a curated record.